Thalassophryne amazonica is the source of this 1045-nucleotide messenger RNA. RefSeq names its product ankyrin repeat and SOCS box-containing 12a (gene asb12a). The record is from RefSeq and is a predicted model, not a curated record. Bases 45 to 959 code for a protein of 304 amino acids. The transcript is spliced from 2 exons. Gene Ontology annotation, molecular function: protein binding. Gene Ontology annotation, cellular component: nucleus; cytoplasm. Gene Ontology annotation, biological process: regulation of barbed-end actin filament capping; intracellular signal transduction. Lineage: Eukaryota; Metazoa; Chordata; Actinopteri; Batrachoidiformes; Batrachoididae.
AUUUGUGACAUGAAUUUGGUUUAUUGGUUCUAAGCAGGCUCUACAUGCUCCACCUAAAGAUCUCUGAAGAAGAGGACGGACAUCGUGAAACUGUGCAGCUCAAAGAGGUGGUGCUACAAAACGAUGACCGACUCCUGGACGAGAUGCUCUGCCAGGAAAUCUACAAGAGAGUCAUCAACCGUAGAGUUGGCUGGGGCAUCCCGAACACGCCGCUCCACAUCGCCGCGUCUACAGGCCAUCUCAGCUGUCUGCAGGUCCUGCUCGCCCAUGGAGCCAUAGUCGACUGCGUGGAUGCCAAAGCCCAGACGCCUCUUUUCGUCGCUGUUCGAGGGAAAUACCUGGACUGUGUCUUAGAGCUCCUCCGAGCGGGCGCUGACCCCAACGGCAGCUUAUUCAAUGGCUCUUCCCCCAUCGUCACCGCCGCCAGAGAGGGCAAUGUCAGGAUCCUCAAGGAGCUGCUCCUACAUGGCGCUGAGGUUAAUUCCCGCUCCAAAGUCUCGCUCUGGACCUCCACUGUCCGGGUCUUAAGCGGCCCACUGUACCUUGCUGCCGUUUACGGGCACAUGGACUGUUUCAAGCUGCUGCUCCUGUUCGGGGCAGAUCCAGAUUAUAACUGCAUGGAUGCAAAGUUGUUGGGCAGCAUCAGGCAGCCCAAAACGGUGCUGGAGAUGUGCCUCAGGCACGGCUGUGGUGUGGAGUACAUCCAGCUUCUAAUCGACUUCGGCGCCAACGUCUACCUCCCCACGCUGAUCAUCGAGAAGUCCACGAAGCAGAACGAGGCCGUGGAGUUGCUUCUGCAGGAAAGAGGAAAUCCGAAGGCCUUGACCUCACAGUGCCGCCUCGCUGUCCGACGACACCUUAAAAAGAUCAACAAGAUUCACUGCAUCGAACAACUGGAAAUGCCGACGAGGCUCCUCAACUUCCUGCAACACAAACCCGUCCCGGCGAGCGUCCUGUAGCUCCCAAUGCGUAGGACUUUUGGACUGUGAAACGCUUCUAGGUUUUGUAAAACUGAUUAAGUUUAAUUAAAUGUGUGAGUAAGUCA